Messenger RNA from Opisthorchis viverrini, 2965 nucleotides. RefSeq lists its product as hypothetical. Bases 40 to 2934 code for a protein of 964 amino acids. Gene Ontology annotation, molecular function: ATP binding; ATP-dependent chromatin remodeler activity; DNA translocase activity. Gene Ontology annotation, biological process: double-strand break repair via homologous recombination; reciprocal meiotic recombination. NCBI's taxonomy places the organism in Eukaryota, Metazoa, Platyhelminthes, Trematoda, Opisthorchiida, Opisthorchiidae. Gene Ontology annotation, cellular component: nucleus. The record is from RefSeq and is a predicted model, not a curated record. The transcript has 16 exons.
GUGCUCUGUUUCCGGAGGUGCUUCUAUCCUACUGAAGCGAUGAGGCGUUCUGCUGCUCCUAGACGCGUUCUUGGAUUACAACCCGCGACAAAACAAGGCCGGACCGAUGUACUUCCUAGUCAUGAAGGCGACAGCGCUUCUGUCGCUAGAACUGUGACCCAGACCCACUCCGAAAACACGCCCGUUUAUUCUAACCCUACGCCGACUUAUGUUGAGGUUGUUUAUGCAAAAGCUUCCACAAAAAAGAGUGAAACAAAUCGUCUUCACAGGAUCGCCUCUACGUCUGGUCACAAGUGGAUUUAUCUGAAUGCCUUAGAGGAAGGUUCCCUGAUCAAAAUAGGGUCUUAUGAAGCCGAGUUGCUUAAUUUCAUUCCUCCAGGGAUCUAUUCUGAGAGAACGGGAAAGUCCGUUGACAAACGGGGAGUUGUUACAUGCGAGGAUACCUCUUCGUCUGCACCCAUCCCUGGGGCGGUAGGGAUUGCUGUAGAAAAUCCGAAUAAACAUGAUUUUGAUGCCCCAACCUUGCCUUCCCGGACACUCCUGUGUAGAUCGGACAUGAGUUCUCUUACAGAGAACACUACUGUUCACCACCCUGGCGCACUGCUGAUGCCACGACCUCCAGCUGAUUGUGUGUGGACUCAAAACCCAGAUGGAUUGCCUAUUAUGGACGUCGCUCUUGAUCCACGAUUCACCAGCCGCCUCCGGCCGCACCAAAAGGAGGGCCUCGUCUUCUUGUAUCAAUGCAUAAUGGGCUUUUCGAGUAAAGCCCUACCUUCUAAUUCCCUAUCGAGCGUACUGUCCGACACAUACGAACCGGUUGAAAACGGUCCUAUUUACGGAUGCAUCUUAGCGGAUGAAAUGGGCCUCGGUAAGACUGUCCAAACCAUCGCACUGUUGUGGCUACUGUUGAAACAAGGACCAUAUGGCGGACGUCCAGUCGUUCGUCGUUGUCUCAUUGUCACUCCAAGUACACUUAUCCAGAACUGGGCCAAAGAAUUCUCUAAGUGGCUUGGCCGCGAACGUCUCCCAUUUUACUGUGUUGGACAGACGGCCACAAUCAAGAAUUAUCUGGCACAACAACACCCUCCGUCGGUCAUCAUCAUGUCCUAUGAAAUGCUUCUGCAACACUCAUGUGAAGUCCAGUCCAUUCCGAAUCUCGAUAUGGUUGUCUGUGAUGAGGGACACAGGCUCAAAAAUUCUGGCAUUCACACUUCUUUGGUUCUGCGACAGUUACCCUGUCGGCGCCGUAUGAUCAUCACUGGGACACCAGUCCAAAACAACUUAGAAGAGUUAUGGUCGUUAGCGGAAUUCUGUGCCCCAGGUAGGCUAGCAGAGAGUCAGGAAGCCUUCCGUCGGGAGUUUAUUCAUCGUCGAAAGGCCUCUGAGGACCCAGGAGCUGGUUGGGAUGAAGAGAAUAGUCCGCAUCCAAAGCUUUCUAGCCUUCUGAGCACGUUUCUUCUAAGGCGUACGACCGAGGUGAUGCGACCUGAACUUACCAGCAAGAGCGAAUUCAUUGUGUUCUGUAGCCCAAGUUCGUUGCAGUCGAAGCUGGAGAAGGUUGUUGUUCAAUGGGUUCAGCGCGAGCUGGACAUGGAGCAGUUACCUGCGGAUAUGUCGAUAGAUUUAUCGGACGAUAGUGCCGAACGGGAGGAUAAGGAGAAUGGUGGAUUGUGCAGUAACAACAAUACUGUCCAAGGGACAGGUAGUUGGAUCCUCUGCAUGGUUACGGCACUUCGCAAACUCUACAAUCACCCAUGGUUACUUCGACAAUUUCUCACACCUGCGCCGAAAUCCAGCUCAAAAGGAAAUCAAGGCAUGCAGUUCUCCGGUGGUCGGCUACCACAUAGUCUGACCAGAGAACUUUUAACGUUGCUUGAUGAGUCGCCUGGUCUACGGAGUUCAGCCGGUUUGAAGACGACAGGUUUUGAUGUCAGUGCUAUUUCGGAUUCCGGUAAACUAAACGUUCUGGACCAUAUGCUGCGUCAACUGUUUGGGCGCUCAAAUGGAACAAACUCUUCCACCAAGAAUGCAUCAAAACACCGGCUAGUGCUGGUGUCGAAUUUCACGCAAACUUUGGAUUUAUUGGAGAUGGUGUGUUUCCGGGUGACAGGAAGACGUCCACUUCGUCUGGAUGGCCAAACGCCGAAUAAGCGGAGACUGGAAAUCGUGGAACAGUUGAAUGAUCUAAACUCUCGCGAACGUGUACUACUGCUAAGCUCCCGCGCUGGUGGCACUGGUCUUAAUCUGGUCGGUGCAGAUCAUCUCAUACUUUAUGAUAUGGAUUGGAAUCCAGCGAAUGACGCCCAAGCUAUGGCUCGUAUCUGGCGCCCUGGUCAAUCGCGUCCCGUGCGCUUGUACAGGCUAGUUACAGCCGGAGGCUUAGAGGAACGUAUUUUUCAACGCCAGGCUGCGAAAUUGGCCUUAUCUCAUCGUGUACUUUUGGAUCACUCUGAAUAUGAGCAGUCAAAGACACGGCAGUACGGCCCAAGACGAGCAGGAAUCCUUACACGCGAAGAGCUUCGUGAUUUGUUUCAGACACCUCCGUCAUACUGUCUUUCGUGGACACAUCACCUGAUUGGUUGCACUUGUGAUGUUGGUAGGAGCCUUAGUCCAUCUCUAUCCGAUGAUAGCACCCAAUCCACUUCACAAGAUAUGCUCAAUGAUUCUGAUGUCCGCCCAUGUCAGCUGGGUCGCUCUUCGGUAGUCUUUUCCUCUAUGCGACCAAAAGGUGAUCAAGACCAGCUAAAGUCCGUGUCCGAAGCUUUGGCGUUCUUACUUGAAUGGAAGCAUUGUCUUUCACCUUCUGCGGUGGCCCAGUUGGAUGAUCCACUUCUCUCGCAAUUUUCCACGUGUGAUCUACCCAUAAGUACGGUAUUUUAUUUAAAGUCAGACAAAACUGAUGAGUCUACUUCAGCCCCAUACAUUCGAACUUAGUAAACCCGGUUCGUUCCGUGCGCACAUUUUC